AUGGCCGAUGGUCGUUCAUUUCGGUUUUCCGAAAAUAAUUUAGCGGCUCUCAUUAAAAAAGGACAAGACACAAAAGUCUAUAGCAGACAUAAAGGGGCUCAUUAUAUAUUGUUAACAGGGCAAGAAAAGGCGGUUGAGGUUUUGGAAAGUUUGGCCGGAAAUGGCUAUCAACCGGACGAUAAUCUGCGGUUUGAAUUGGUUACUAAUCACGGAAAGAGACCAGAAAGUUCCAAUGCCGAAGCAAAUGCCGAAAAUCAAUGCCAAGGCAUCGUCCAAGAAAUAGAAAACAAAAUUAGGGAAGUCGGACCCGGCGAAUAUCCGCAGUGGCCGGAAAAAAUAAACGAGAUAAUUGCGGAUGACGGACUAGCCGAAAAAGCCAUUGACAAUAUUCAUAAAAUAGCC
This is a messenger RNA of Racocetra persica, 402 nucleotides long. The record is from the annotation of a GenBank genome assembly. NCBI's taxonomy places the organism in Eukaryota, Fungi, Glomeromycota, Glomeromycetes, Diversisporales, Gigasporaceae.